Mugil cephalus (flathead mullet) is the source of this 3167-nucleotide messenger RNA. RefSeq names its product secretory carrier membrane protein 2, like (gene scamp2l). Lineage: Eukaryota; Metazoa; Chordata; Actinopteri; Mugiliformes; Mugilidae. Gene Ontology annotation, biological process: protein transport. Bases 105 to 1124 code for a protein of 339 amino acids. The record is from RefSeq and is a predicted model, not a curated record. Gene Ontology annotation, cellular component: recycling endosome membrane; trans-Golgi network membrane. The transcript has 9 exons.
AUGCGCAGAGGCUCGGAGUCUUGCCGCAGCCUCAUCCAGGAGUCGCCGCCGGGGAGACGGGAGCAGUCGUUGUUUAUUUCACACAACACAAACUUUUCUCCGCGAUGUCGGGAUUUGACAGCAACCCCUUUGCUGACCCCGUGGACGUAAAUCCCUUCCAGGACGCCUCAGUAACACAAGCCACCAGCAAAGUCACUGAGAACGUCGGGGAGUUCAACCCAUUCUCUGCUGUUGAUAUGGUACACCACUCGGAGACGACCAUCCCCAUCUCUGCUGCUUCCUCUCAACCCGCUGUUCUGCAGACCUCUGUGGAGCAGAGUCCACAAGCAACGGCAGCUGCUGCCCAGGCUAAACUGAUCAAACAGCAGGAGGAGCUGGAGAGGAAAGCAGCGGAGUUGGAUCGGAAGGAGCAGGACCUACAGAACAGGACGGAAACUGGCAGGACGAACACUGGAGCCAAAGAGAACAACUGGCCACCUCUUCCGAAGUUCUUCCCUUUCAAGCCGUUCAUCUAUCAGAACUUUGAGGAGGACAUCCCAGAGGAAUACCGCAGGAUCUGCAAGAGAAUGUACUACCUCUGGAUGUUCCACAGUGUCACCCUCUUCCUCAACCUACUGGCCUGCCUGGCUUACUUCACGGCAGACACUGCUGCCUAUGGCGUUGACUUUGGUCUAUCCAUCCUGUGGUUCAUCCUCUUCACCCCUGUGGCCUUCAUCUGCUGGUACAGACCCGUCUACAAGGCCUUCAGGUCUGACAGCUCCUUCAGCUUCUUCUUCUUCUUUUUUGUCUUUUUCUUCCAAGUAGCGGUGUACAUUAUUCAAACCGUGGGGAUACCAGGCUGGGGUAACAGUGGAUGGAUCUCAUCAAUCAGCAUGAUCGGCAAAAACUUGUCUGUGGCUGUUGUCAUGAUGGUAGUGGCUGGUUUCUUCACUGUGAACGCUGUCCUGGGUGUGAUCCUGCUCAAAAUGGUCCACUCAAAGUACAGAAGGACUGGUGCCAGCUUCACCAAGGCUCAGCAGGAGUUCUCUGAAGGUGUACUGACCAACAGGUCUGUCCAGACUGCUGCAGCCAGCGCUGCCACCUCUGCUGCUCAGGGAGCUUUUGGCAGGAGUCAAGGGAAUUAGGCUUGUGUCCCGCAUCCAUAGCGCACCGGGCUAGUGUCUUCUCCGGUCUGCAUGUGAGACUAGCCAUGUCCCAACACAUUUGGGUUUAAGGUCUGAUUAUUUAUAGGAAAAGGGCUGAAAACAAGUAACAUGUCGCUUGAUCAAGUCUAGGGUUCUCCCGUUCUCUCUACUUCAUCUCCAGAAUUCAAAAGAGGUCUCAUAGGAGCAUGCAGUGCCUUGAUGUCUUCACUGGUAUGUUGACAUUCAUGCUGCCAGAAGUUAUUUUAGGAAAUGUACAAUAUGAAACCUUAAACAAGAGGCUGGGGGGGGAGGGAGAGCAUGAGAAACAACGCAUCACAUUAAAAUUCCAGGAAGCUUAAAAAAUGUGUACUAAAAAGAGCUAAAAACAACAUUUUAUUUUAAUUCUGUCUUUCUUACAGGCGAAGGGGCAUAAGUAUUAGUAUAUUUCUAUCUCAAUGCUGAUGUAGAUAUAACAUAUUAGGCCUCGAAACUAAACACAUCUCACAGUGUUGGAUUAUAUCAAAAAAAACAUACUUGACAUGGGAAUGUUUUGCCAUCAGUGAAUGAUGGAUCCAUGUAAUGUAAGUGUACAUAUUUUAGUCAUUACAGCAGCGCCUUACAGGGUAACCAGCGUACCAGACAUUUUAAUACUUACAGUGCAAUUUAGUGUUUCCUUGUUCCUUUCCUCUGAGGCAGAUGGGAUACGCUGUAAAAUGAGAUGCAUCGUCUUAGACUGCUGUGCUGUGUGACAUUUACGAUUGUUUUCAGUGUAAAAUUCUGUGUCAGAUGAGCUGUGUGGCUCAUGAAGGUGACGGGAUGAAGGUUUUUCUUUGUACUGUUCCAAUCAGAUUGCUGAUUUUUGAUGAAGGUAGGCUAAAAGCUGUUCUGAAACGUGAAUGAAGAUGUGGUUUAAACGGGAUGUUACAUUUUAUAAUUCAUAUCAUAUAAAAUCAUAUCUUUGUUUUGUUAGUCUUGCUGUGAUUAAAACGAAAGGCAGGAUGCAUGUUUGUUCAUGGAAAGUUACUGACAUUGUAAAGAAUUUAGUUGUAUUUACUUAAAGAUCAGAAAGAAGUCAAUAAUUGUCUAAGUUAUCCAUUUACUUUGACUUUGUAUUAAUAGCAAUGACACUGCGGACAAAAUGAAUGUGUUACUGAGUAGUUUAUAUUUUCUAGCUGUCUUUCUUUUCGGGUACUAGUAUUUCUAUGUCUUUUACGUCUGGAUACAUACACCAGUCAGCCACAACAUUAAAACCACCAACCAGUGAAAUGAAUCACAUUGAGGAUCCCAUUACAAUCUAAUAUUCUUUUGGGAGGCCCGAGUCCUGGCAUGUACGUGGAUGUUUAUUUGAUUUUUACCACCACCUGAACAUUGUUACGGCCCAAACACACCCACAUGGCAAUGGCUUCUUUACAUUCUGGCGCCACUCAUCCUUGUAUCCAUGAUUCUGUGACGCUGUCACUUGUUCCUUUUCUUUCCUGUGACCACUUUUAUUUGCUACUGAUCACUGCAGAGCUAACUACAAUACUUAACUACAGUAAUAUUUUUUUCUUUUUUACUCUUUUCAGCAUCUCUCAAAUUUUUCCUGAAUUCAUCAACUUUGAGGACAAAAUGUUCCCUUGCUGCCUAACAUUUCCCACCCACAGACAGGAGCCAUGAUAACCAGAUAAUCGGUGUCAUUCCUUCGCCCGGUGGUCAUUAUGUUGUGGCUGGUCAGUGUACACGUGUAAACCCUUUCUACUUUAGCUUUUAUGUUACAGUGACACUGAAUCACUUUGAUUUGAUUUUACCUCAGUGCCUUUAAGAUGUAACCUACCAAUUUUUUGUGUGGGAAUUUAAGCACAAGGCUGUUAAUUAAUUAAUUGUGAAUGUUUAGUCGGACUCUGUUUGUCUUCGUGGUGAAGUUUUAACCGUGCAUUAAUAUGUGUUUGUACAUAUUGGUGUUAUUUAAUAUAUAUAUAUAUAUAUUUACUGGAGGGGCAUUUUGUUGGUAAUCGGUUCUCAGUCUUAACGUUCAAUAAACUGUGAGAUUUUUUUCUCUUUUAA